Strongylocentrotus purpuratus (purple sea urchin) is the source of this 1407-nucleotide messenger RNA. Its product is annotated as extracellular serine proteinase-like. The transcript has 9 exons. Gene Ontology annotation, biological process: proteolysis. The record is from RefSeq and is a predicted model, not a curated record. Gene Ontology annotation, molecular function: serine-type endopeptidase activity. Bases 18 to 1358 code for a protein of 446 amino acids. NCBI's taxonomy places the organism in Eukaryota, Metazoa, Echinodermata, Echinoidea, Camarodonta, Strongylocentrotidae.
AUCCACAAACCUCCACCAUGAAGACCAACGUUUGGAUCCUGAUAGCUGUUUUGGCCCUCGCCUGGGCUAACAUGGUAGUAAGCUACUCUUCGGAGUCCGAUGAUGAUGACAACGAACUCACCGAUGAAGACCUGUGCGACGAGGGACCACCCAUGGACGUCGAAACACACAAGAGCCUGAAAUGUUCAUGCACAACCAGCUAUAUAGUCACUUCCCCAGACCAGCACAGUUAUAACAGGCUCUUCAAAAAGAUCGACAAAUUGAAAGCAUGCCGUGACUGCUCCACAAUAAAACGAGCAUUCACCGAUGUUCUCCUCAUUGUCUCCGUUGAAACCACAGAAAAGUGUGCUAUAAAGUUAGCUAAGAAAGGUUAUCUUGUGGAAGAGAACUCGGUACAAGAAGUCGGCGCUGCUCUGCCUACCCUGCCCGUCAAGCUACUGGACCGAAUCGAUCAGGUAGAUCUUCCCCGUGAUGGAGCUUCUUAUGACAGAAAUGAUGCGACAGACGUGACUAUCUUCAUUCUUGAUACUGGAGUCCUGUUUACUCACGAUGAGUUUACCAACGGCCGCGUCAGCUUUUAUAACGAUACCGUUACACCAAACUCGCCCAUUAUGGUGGACGUCAAUGGACAUGGGACCCGCUGUGCGAGCGUAGCCGCCGGAGCCAACAUAGGAGUCGCUCAGGGCGCGACCGUAGAGAGCAUUCGGGUAGCUGGAUCCGAUGGCUUAGCCGCCGCUGAUGACGUCCUCGCAGGGCUUGACGACGUUCAACGGUGGUGGAACAACAACCCAGGUUCUAAGUGUGUCGUCUCCUACUCACUGAUUUCCACGUCCUUUAGUACGACACUCAACUAUGCUUUCGGGAACCUCAGCGCGAACACCGAUUGCGUGGUCGUCGUGGCAGCUGGAAACCAAGGUUCGGACAUCAGCAUGGCUAAUGCCUGUAACUACUCUCCGUCUGGAUCACCUGAUGUUAUCACGGUCGGAGGGUCGAGAAACCGUAUGAAUGGCGCGAGCGAUGAUCGUAUCGGAAUCUCCAAUUACGGUCCUUGUGUCGACAUCUACGCCCCAGCAAGAAAUAUCGACCUUGCUGCCCCUUCCGGAAGCAGUAAUUCCAACUACCUAAGAUCAUCCGGCACCUCCUUUGCAACCCCUGCGGUGGCAGGUGCUGCCGCCAUGAUUCUGUCCACCACUAGCUUGACACCUACUGGGAGUGAGACAAUGACCGAUCUCGUCCUGGACAUCCUUAUUGCGACAAGUGCCAAGGACAAGCUGACGAGUCUUCCAGCUAGCAACGCCGCGGUUUUACCCUCCUUUAACCGCCUUCUAAACGUUGUCAGCAAUACUUACUACGCAUAAACCCCCGGUGGGUGUAGUUGGUGAUGACAAUGUACCAUGGUGAUUGACA